Molecule: messenger RNA, 4063 nt
Organism: Osmerus eperlanus (European smelt)
Lineage: Eukaryota; Metazoa; Chordata; Actinopteri; Osmeriformes; Osmeridae
Product: von Willebrand factor A domain-containing protein 7-like
Exons: 17
Coding region: 121-3033 (970 amino acids)
Source: RefSeq, a predicted model, not a curated record
CUCUGACUGAAGCACAAUCGCACACACUCUGACUGAAGCACAUUCGCACAUACUUGAACUCUUAGUCAAGGUCUGGACCCCACCUCUUCUCACAGGUGUGCAGAGCUCCUGUCUGCUGCCAUGACUUCCUCCCUCCUCUGGGUGGCGCUGUGUCUUCUCCUCCCAAGCCCCUUCAGGGCCUUCAAACCCCUCUUCUCCCUGGACGGGGACUCCCUCACCCACCGCCAGAUCACGGUGAGGGCCGUCCUGCGGAAGACAGCCGAGGCCUGCCAAUCCCUCGCCACGGCCGAGGGGCGGGGCUUCAGCUUGACGAUUGAUGACAGCCUGACGGUGACUAAGGUUCAGAGGGCGUGUUCCUCCGACGGCUCAGCCCUCCUUUCCUUCAUCGCGUUCCACACCGCCGUUGCCAAACUGUAUUUUAGCAACGCGCUUGUGGACGUCGCCAUGGCGCUGAGUGAGAAGCAUCACUUUGAUGACGAGGCGUUCUCGGGAGGCCGUGAUGUCAUAACCUCAGGAGUAUCUGCCGUGAAGGAGAGUGUGAAAGCUCAGCGCUUCCUCUCAGGCAGACUGGUUCUGGGACGCGUCUGUCACACACUGCAGGAUUUUUACAGUCACAGUAACUGGGUGGAGCUGGGAAACAGGGUCCCUUACACAACCCUCAUACGACCUGACCUUCCUCUCUCCAACCUGGCAGACCCCAGUACUCCGACUUGUAGGAACUGUGUGGCAGGAAACUGUAGUGACAACAUCCUGUCUGAGGUUCUACAGCAGGGCCUGCUCACAUCAGGGUACUUCAACCUUUUGUCCUCCGCCAAGCCUGCAGGUAAAUGCAGUCACGGGGGCUUGUUCGACCAGACCAGUGGUCAGGAUGCGGUGGGAGGGAUCAACAAGGAUGACGUGGGUGCAAGUCAUGGUCACAUGCACCAUGUGGCGGCGGAGGUGGCGGUUGACGCUACGACAGAGCUGCUAGAGGACCUCAGGGCCUUCGCUGGUGACCGAGACUUCCUACGUCUGAUGGGCCUAUCCCAGUCCUCGGUGUUGUGUUUCGUCAUCGACACCACAGGCAGCAUGAAGGAUGACAUUGCAGAGGCCAAGCGUGUCUCCUUCUCCAUCAUCGACAGCAGGAGAGGAAGCCAGCAGGAGCCCUCCGCCUACAUCCUGGUGCCCUUCAACGACCCUGGUUUUGGCCCUUUAUUAAUGACCACAGAUGCCAACAUUUUCAAGCAGAAGAUCAAUGAGCUGCAAGCAAAAGGCGGCGGGGACAUACCAGAAUUAUGUCUGUCUGGACUACAGCUUGCCCUCACAGGGGCACCUCCGUCUUCUGAGAUCUUUGUGUUCACGGAUGCUCCGGCCAAAGACGUCGCCUUGAAGAGCACAGUCACUGCCCUCAUAGAGAGCACCAAGUCUGUGGUGACCUUCAUGUUGACUGACAAUCUCCGCUCCAGCCGCCGGCGUCGUAGGGACACGGUGGGCGGGACUUCCAACCGUCUGGCCGAAUCGGACGCCCAGCUGUACCGGGACCUGGCCCGGGCCUCAGGAGGGCAGGCCAUCGAGGUCACCAAGGCCGAACUCCCCCAGGCCACCAGCGUCAUCCAGGACGCCUCCGGCAACGCUCUGGUGACAGUAUUCCAGGUCUCCAGAACACCAGGAAAGCCUGAGAACUUCACCUUCAGUGUGGACAGCUCCAUUCAGAACCUGACCAUCUACAUCACUGGAGGAUCCCUGUCCUUCACCAUGAGCAGCCCAACAGGUGUGUCUCAGAACAGCCAGACCAGCGGUCCUUUGGGUACCAUGGCAACCGUGGGAAACCUUCGCCGCAUCAGGCUCAACAGCGCCAACCAGACAGGAUCAUGGGAAAUCUGUAUCAUCUCAACGGAAUCCUAUACACUGAAGGUCAUAGGCCAGAGCUCUUUUAAUUUCAUUUACAAUUUUGUGGAGGAAAACACUGGAGCUCAUGGAGACUUCAGUCUGAAAGAGGGACGUCCUCUCUCAGGCGCCAAUGUCAGCCUGUUGGUGACGGUGACAGGAAGUGACACGGUCACGGUGUCAGAGGUCUCCCUGGUGGAUGCCUCAGGGUCACGAGAGGUCAACGGAACCCUGAGGUCGCUAGGGGGAGGCAGCUUCCUGGUAACGCUGGCAGAAGUUCCGGAGGGGGAGUUUGCGGUGCGCCUGAGGGGGGAAGACAGCGCCCCCUCCAGGUCACAGCCAGGAAGUGGCUUCCAGAGACAGGCCUCCACACAAGUCAAGACCUCCAGCUUCUCUGUCACUGCUCUGUCCAACUCCACGGUUCUAGAACCUGGUUCCACCGUCUCCCUCCGCUUCACGGUGACAGCCGCCAACGGAACCAGUGGAACGUUUGCCGUCCGUGCCACCAACGAUCGCGGCUUCGUCUCCGCCUCCCUGGCCACCAUCUCCACGACAAUCGGGGGAACGGCCGAGGGCACGGUGACCCUGACGGCACCCGCGUCAACCGCCUCGGGAACGGACAUCACCGUGACGAUUGAGGUGGAGAACACUGGAACGUCAGACACCAACUACGCCGUCCUACAACUCUCCGUGGUCACCAAGAUUACAGAUUUUACCCCUCCCCAGUGCCAGGCAGUUACGGUAUCGGCUUCCAACUGCCCUGUUGUCUGUAGCCAUGGCGACGCCAUCUGGGAGCUCUCCGCUAACGUCACCGAUGGCAACGGCACCGGUGUGGACCGGGUCACCCUCCGCCUCGGCAACGGGACCCUCAAUACCAGCACGGCGACCGGGGCCGGGGGGGAGAACGUCACGGUGGUGUCCUACACCGCCCCCUGCUGCUCCGACGCGGUGGAGCUCGUGGUCAUCGACCGGGCAGGGAACGUCGGCAGGUGUGCGGCCUCAAUCGGCAAAGCCGUUACCGCGACGACGCUCGCCACAACUCCGGCUCCCGGCGCCAAUGUCACAGGCAGCCCUGUAGUUGCGACAACAUCCUCUGGGGGGCGCUGCGCCUCUCUGUCCCUGGGGCUGGGUGUUGCGUUAUGUCUGCUCCUGGGUGGUCUACUAUAAAGAAGACUUAGAGAAGAGCUCGUCUCUGUUGCUGUUGAAAUCAGGGUAGUGACCAGGGGAGUUUACAUGUCCAGCACCCACAGAUUUCAGAUUUCUUACAAUGUUUAUAUAAAUAUCAUUUUAAGAUGGGACCUCCCAAAAAUAUAAUUCUGGCUCCGCUUUUUGUUGAAUCAGAAUCAGAAAGGGUUUUAAUCGCCAUGAAAGUUUGCACAGACAAGGAAUUUACUUUGACAGGAAGGUGUAUACAUUCAACAUUCACAGGAAUCUUAACUUAAUAAAUAUGUCUACUUAUACUAAAGGUACAAAGUCUCACUAAUCCUAAGGGGCUAGUAUGUAAAAUGUUGAAUAAAAAUAUGAAAUAUUAAAUGGCCAUAAUAUACAAUAUAAAAAUACAAAUAGUGCUAAAAAUACAAAUAGUGCAAAUUUGAAUAUGGAAAGGUGUUAUUGUACAGAUAGUGGUUAAAAUUAAUAUGCAUAAAAUGUUGCCACCGUCUAAGUCGUCAUACUGGCCCCAUGCGAAGAUGUGACAAGAAUAUUGAGCUUGUUAUGUGUAAAGCAACGUUUUGAAGGAAUAAUGGAUUUGGGUACAAAUCAGUAAAGAGGUAACUGUGGUGUACGCAUCUUUUUCUUUUACAUACAACUGUCUGUUCUUGGUGUAAAAUUAAUAUUGUGGAUGUGAUGUAGCAUAUUGAUACAGUUCACAAAGCGAAAAAAGCUAUUACUGUAAGCACGAUCGAACUAAGCUGUAAAACGUGGGUCAUUAUGUAUAUAUAUAUAUUCAAAAUAUGUACCGCGUAUCACUAUGUCUAUGUGACUUCUUUUUUUUCUGCCUCUGUUGUUCUUCCUCUUUUUCGGAACUGUUAGCAGGGUCACUACUCACUUCAACCACUAGAGGUCCUCACAUCUCCACUCAGCACAGCAACCGUAGCUAGGAAGUGAUCUGGUUCUAUUUUCAUUUUGGCUGUCAUGUCUUUUGGAUUUUAUUAAUCAAAGCAAUUUGAAAUAUAUUAAAUGAAAGAAAGAUUUUUAA